This is a messenger RNA of Tyto alba (common barn owl), 1469 nucleotides long. RefSeq names its product interleukin 34 (gene IL34). Gene Ontology annotation, molecular function: macrophage colony-stimulating factor receptor binding; cytokine activity. Gene Ontology annotation, biological process: positive regulation of monocyte differentiation; positive regulation of protein phosphorylation; positive regulation of macrophage differentiation. Lineage: Eukaryota; Metazoa; Chordata; Aves; Strigiformes; Tytonidae. The transcript is spliced from 7 exons. The coding region runs from base 418 to 1383 and encodes 321 amino acids. The record is from RefSeq and is a predicted model, not a curated record.
CCGCCGCCCCCCGCCCGCCUCCCGGGAAGCGCGGGCACGGCCCCGCCACCGCCGCCCGCGGGGAGACGCGUCCCGCGCCCGGCGGCCCCGCGCGUGGGGCCAGAUCCCCUCUUGCAGAGCAGAGGGGGGGGGUCCCGCACCCCCUUCCCACAGCGCAUCCCUACUGGCACCCUGUGAUGGCCCCGGGACCUGCUGCCUCCCCGCAGCCAGCUGGAGAGGAGAAGCCAGCGGGGACGGCCGGGAAGGGGGGCUAACCCCCCAUCCAUGGCAAGGGGCAACAGCUCGGGGCUACUGGAGAGCAGCCCAGCGCCCGGGGCCUGCACCCAUCCCUCGUCCCCACGCCGCUGCCCGGGAGGCUCCCGGUGAGCCCUGGCCAUGUAGGCUCAGCCCGGGGCUCCGCCGACGGCCACCCUCAACAUGCAGCAGAGCUACGCGGCCGUCCUGUGUGUCCUGGCUGUGCUGGGGCUGGAGGCUGCCGCGCCGGGCGAAUGCGAGCUCACCCGCCUGCUCCAGGACAAGCUGCAGUACGAGAUGCGCCUGCAGUACAUGAAACACUACUUCCCCAUCAACUACACAGUCCAGGUCCAGUACGAGGAGGUGCUGAGGCCAUCCAACAUCACCCGCCUGCGCAACGGGACGGUGUCGGAGGCAGCCCUGAGGUACCUCUGGUUCCACGUCAGCUCCCAGGCGGUGCUGCGGAUCCGCGAGGUGCUGCCGGAGAAGCACCCGUCCUGGAAAUACACCCAGGAGCUGUGCCAGCUCUUCGACGCCCUGGGCAAGGAGUACAGCAAGUACCGGCAGCGGGGGACCCCGGUGACACCGUGGUGGCCUGUCCCCGCAGACAGACGUGGAGGAUGUGGUGGCCGACCUGGUGAAGCUGGUCUACAGCGUGGGUGCCGAGAGCCGGAGGAAGCCCGUCCGCCCCAAGGCGCUGCUGGACAACUGCCUCAAGGUCAUGCGGAUGCUCUAUGGGGCACCCUGUCGGUGGGAGUCCACCUAACGCCGCAGAAGGCUCCUCACUCGACGCCUUCUCCUUGCCCUGGAGCCUGGGAUGCUGCCUCUGCUCUGCCCUCCCCUUGGAGGGGGGGGGGGGGCGGUCCCCAAGGAAAGUGCAAAGGAGGGUGGGGGGACAAAUCCCACCCCCCUCCAGGACCAAACGCCACCCCCACCGGGACUGUGCAUGGCCACGGGGUCAGCCCCGUCCAAAAUGCCAGGCACCUUCUGCAUGGGUGCGGGCAGGGGGGGCUCGGGUGCAGCCCCCCCCGCGGGCAGGCAGCUGCUGGGGGGUCACGCUGCCCUGUCCUGCCCGCAGCGGGGGUGAAGGCAUCGCCCCGCUCCUCUCGGUUUGUAUUUUUUCCUCAGCUUUCAUUAAACACCCGUUAAUUCUCUAGCGUCACAACUCAGCUUCCAGCCGGGUCCCGGGGGCCUCCGACCUUACCCGAAAUAAAGGACCAGCAGAGAGAACCCCA